AGGGUUUGCUUCAGUUCCUGUUAGUUCAUGGCUGAAGUACAGAGUUAUUGAGAAAAUGCCCUGCAGUGUAGCUUACAGUCGGUAUUAUCAGACAUAGUAAAGAGGAUUUUAAUCAUUUAUCUUGUUGCAAAUUAAUAUCUCACAGCUUUAAAGUCGAUUUCUUUCUCUUUUUUUUUCUGGUAAUGAGUUAAAAGAAAUGCAUUUAUCUGUAGCCCUAUUUAUCCUGGCUGCAAUCUCCAUUUGUAAAGGCCGGCUUGAGAACAACUGCAACGUUUUCCCUAAAGAUAAAUACAUCGAAGUGGGAUCCGAUAUCGACAUAGUGUGCCAGACUUCAUGCGUCAAAGGAAAAAUCUUCUGGACACUCAACAACGCACCCGUAGAUGAAAGAUUGUCAAACACCAUCAACUCCUCACACACAGUGCUGUCACUGAGGAAGUUCACUCACCACAGUGCGACGCUGCAGUGCCACAGUGCAGUUAAUCAGCAAGUCCUUGGAGGCACCAACAUCAGAACGUACUCAAAACCCAGCAAUAUAUCAUGCAUCUUGCAUAAUAAAGAUCGAGACGAAGGAAUACCAGACCUGUUCACAUGCAACUGGGAGCACCAGAUUAAUCCUUCAUUGAAAGUAAACUACACUGUACUGAGAUCCACUCGGUCAAACUCUUCCAAGAAAAAAAUCUGCACAUCACAUAGAACAGAGUGCACAUCUCAUUUAGUAGAAAUAUCUGAGAAUAACAGUAUUACUGUGAGAGCUGAAACUGCUCAUUGGACAGCUGACUCCGACCCUCGUGAAUUUGACCCAUUGCACAUAUGGAAAAUUGUCCCUCCGAAAUCGUUAAAUGUAGAAACCUUCUCUGAUCGUGUGUUGGUUAAGUGGAAUCGGGCGAGUUCUGGUGCCCCGGGUCACUGUCAAGUCAAUUACAGCAAGGCUGCCAAUGAACAAACUACAGUGGUGCUCAGUGAGACUCUAAAGGCAAAUCAGCACGGGGAGAAGACCAUUGACAUUGCGAAGUUUGAGUCCUGCAGUAACUACAGCUUUUCAGUCCGCUGUGCUUUAAACAAAGCCCCCUGGAGCGACUGGAGCCACAAAAAGACAGUUCUGACCCAACUAAAUAAGAGUCAUGUGAAGCUGCGCCUGUGGAGAAAGGUCGCUGAACCGGAGAAAAAUGGAGUUAGAAGAGUUCAUGCCAUGUGGACGGAGAUUCCUUCAACAUGCAAAGGCACAUUUACCUACGCUGUCAAAUCGACUCCCUACAAGGAACACACGAUGGGAAUAAAUUGUACAUUACGGGGCAAGUUGACUUGUGAUGUUGACGUGAGCCGAGAUGCACACAGAAUCAACUUCACAGUCUUCCACGAUGAAUCCCUGUUUGUGGAAGACUCUGUUUAUGUUCCAGCCAUCGGAGAGAGCCUCCCUCAAGUUACCGACAUCCAGACCUCAACCCUCGAAGGCGUUAUUCUGGUCAGCUGGAAAGCUCCCAUUCAGUCUGUCAGUUGUUACAUGGUGGAUUGGACCCACGAUGGAAAUCAAUACUACUGGAAGAAGACCAAAUACACUAACGCGACACUCUCUGACCUCCUGGAUAAGAAGCCAUACAACAUCACAGUAACUCCCCUCUUUGAAAACAAGACAGGUCAUGGCACACAAGCCCUUCAUAUCUGCUCCAGAUUCGGAGGUCCAGGAAAUGUCACUAUCCAUGUUCAGACUAACGACAAAAGUGCCCUUGUGAGCUGGAAUGUGACGUCGCAGGAGGCAUGCAGCGGCGUCGUUGUCAACUACACCGUCUUCUACGGCGAACCACCGCUCAAUGAUACUCUAGAUGGCUCAAAGCAGGACUUCUCUUUGAAAGAUCUGAUUCCAGACACCUAUUACAGCGUCUAUGUGAAGGCCACAGCUCUUACAGGAACCACCGAAAGCAUUGUGACGAGCUUUAAGACCAACAGAUUUGGUCCGGGGCUCAUCACAGCAGUCAGUGUCGUCGGAAGCAUCAUUAUAGUUCUUGUGUUAUCUCUGGGAUUAUGCUGCACUGUUCAGUGGCAGAAAUUCAGGGCGAAGCCGGUGCCUAACCCGCGCCUGGCCAGUGCUGUGACGUUGUGGCCAACGGCAGGCCGUCAAGAGGGGAUGUUCCAGGCAUUCAGUAAUCCAACUGAAAGCCUCUGUGACAGAGUUUACACAGAGGAAGCUCAGAGGAAGGCCAGCUCUCCAAUAGACUGUUACGGUAACCCAGCCAGUGACCAGACGGACGACUACGUUGACUCAGCCACGACUCCAAUAAUAGACGAAAAGCAUGAAGACCCAGUCAAUCCUGUAGAGACGCCGCGUCUCUCUUCUCCCGAUGAUUCCACAGCUCUGCUUUCUGCAGAGAACAGCCCGUAUCGAAGUCAAGCUUCUGUGGAAAGUCCUGCCUCGAAGUGCAGUAAACAGUUUAAGCGAGUUCCACUAAAACAGACGAUGUACGUGACUUUGGACAUGUUAGAACAACACGGUGCCAGGUGAUGGGAAUGAAAACAAAACCAUAACAACAUACCAAGAGCUCAAAUGCAUCAAUCAGCUCAGGUGCGGUUUAAUCCUGCCAAAGACUUCCAAGAUUGUGUCAUUAUCCUGCUGUGGAGUGAAAGUAAAGCAGAACGACUGUAAUCUUAUAUUCAUAACCUAUUUGCGGGAAAUAAAAGUGCUACUGUGUAUCAUUUAU
Molecule: messenger RNA, 2693 nt
Organism: Sebastes umbrosus (honeycomb rockfish)
Lineage: Eukaryota; Metazoa; Chordata; Actinopteri; Perciformes; Sebastidae
Product: interleukin-31 receptor subunit alpha-like
Exons: 16
Coding region: 197-2497 (766 amino acids)
Molecular function (GO): protein binding
Source: RefSeq, a predicted model, not a curated record